AUGAGUAUCAUCGUCUCCAUGGUCUACUCUUGAGUUUGUGGCUCGGUGAAUCUAAAUCUGCACAAGAAAGAAGAAAAAUGGCAAAGCCCCCACAAAGACUCUUCCAACACCAUUCUCAAUUUCUGGGUCUCCUCAGAUCACACAUCAAUCGUCUUCAUUUUCACGAUAAACCCUCCAUCUCUCUUCCCGCCGGCGGCUCCCUUUCUCCUUCCUCUGCUAUUCGCGGCCCUGAUCCACUUUCUACAACCCUAUGCUUUUCUUCCAGAGUUGAAAGCUUCCAAAUUCAAUCUAAGCGGCUCUCGAAACCCUACCCGAUUCCUCCGAUUUUCUCUUCUGGGUUUGGUGCUAGACUCUACGCAAACUCAUCAGGGCUUAGGUACUUCUCUUCUGGGGGUUGGAACUUGGGUAAAGCUCAAACCAAUGCUAAUUUCCCAAAGGCAUUUCUGGAUCUGCCGCUGCGUUCUCUUCGUUCUGCUUUCUAUCGUUACCGGGAAGCUGUUGGAUUGCAGAUUGAGGCGUUUUGGAAGAGGAAUUAUGUGUUUCUGUUGGGGGCCGGAGGAGUUGUGCUGUGCGCUGUGUUGUGGAGGGCUAUGUUUGGAAUUGCAACCACUUUCGUCGGCCUUUCUGAAGGCAUGGCCAAGUAUGGGUUUCUUGCGCUUUCAGCAUCUAUAGUUGCUUUCUCUGGCCUGUAUAUCCGUUCAAGGCUCACAAUCAAUCCUGAUAAAGUUUAUAGAAUUGCCAUGAGGAAGCUUAACACAUCUGCUGGGAUUCUUGAGGUUAUGGGUGCCCCUCUCACAGGGACAGAUUUGAGAGCAUAUGUGAUGUCAGGAGGUGGACUUAGUCUGAAGAAAUUCAAGCCAACUCUUAGGAGCAAGCGCUGUUUUCUUAUCUUCCCAAUUCGAGGUUCUGAGAGAAGAGGCCUAGUAAGCAUUGAAGUCAAGAAGAAAAAAGGCGAGUAUGAUAUGAAGCUACUGGCAGUUGAUAUACCUAUGGCAACAGGACCUGAUCAACGUUUGUUCCUGAUUGGAGAUGAAGAAGAGUACAAGGUCGGUGGUGGACUAAUAUCUGAACUAAGAGAUCCUGUAGUAAAAGCAAUGGCAGCAACUAAGGAGUUUGAAGAGCUUGAUCAGAUAGAGGAAGAAGAAGAUGCUGAAAGAGAACUUCAGGAAGCAGAAAGAAAGCACAGAGAAGAAAUUGAAAAGCUUGAGAAAGGUGCCCCCCAGUGAUUGUUUCAAGAGUUUUUGGCUCUUGGUUUCUCACUAAAGUUGUUAAGCCUGAGGUUUUGACUUAGGAUAUAAAAGAAAGUGAUACAGGGCUCCCUGCCUCUGUAUCAGAGUUGAGUUUUGCAAGGAUUACUUUACCUUGUAAAGCUAAUUAGGGCGUUUAGAAAUGUCAAAAUUUGCCAAACUAGGAUGAAUAGAACUUAUCAUUGAGGCACACCCUGAAUAAGACCAACCUUUGCUUUUGUGAUGUUUCAUGGCGCAUUUGCCUUAUUUAAUCUAUAAACAGGUUCCAUUCACACACACAAA
This is a messenger RNA of Vitis riparia (riverbank grape), 1529 nucleotides long. RefSeq lists its product as uncharacterized. The coding region runs from base 78 to 1226 and encodes 382 amino acids. Gene Ontology annotation, cellular component: intracellular membrane-bounded organelle. The transcript has 3 exons. The record is from RefSeq and is a predicted model, not a curated record. Lineage: Eukaryota; Viridiplantae; Streptophyta; Magnoliopsida; Vitales; Vitaceae.